Molecule: messenger RNA, 174 nt
Organism: Staurois parvus
Lineage: Eukaryota; Metazoa; Chordata; Amphibia; Anura; Ranidae
Source: the annotation of a GenBank genome assembly
UGCCCCAUCAUUGGUGUCAGUGGGAGGAAUAGUGUCCCAACAUUGGUGUCAGUGGGAGGAAUAGUAUCCCAUCAUUGGUGUCAGUGGGGGGGUGGAAGAAUAGUGCCCCAUCGUUGGUGUCAGUGGGGGGGAGGAAAAGUGCCCCAUCGUUGGUGUCAGUGGGGGGGAGGAAUA